UGGCUGCGUGGUUUGCCAGCGUCCCAGCUCCGUAUUCUCGGCUGGGAUCCGAGCGCAGUCGGACGCUUCCCUGUUUGUGAACAUUUUGGAAAGUGGACACCUAUUCUUGUUGACACAUUUGAUGAAGUAACAACGGGACGCAUGAAGGAGAGCAGCAUGAAUGUGGACAGUCUUAGCAAACCAGAGUUGCUGAUGCUCCUAAGCAUCUUGGAGGGAGAGCUGGAGGCCCAGGACCUGGUGAUACACACACUCCGGUCCCAGCACAGGGACGCGUUCGUUCAGGAUCGGUAUGGCCUGUAUGACCUCAGCGACCCCUUCAUGGCGCUCCAGAGGGACACCGAGGUGGUGGGGGGGUCCGUUACCGACGGCGACGGCGAGGGAGGGGGCAUCCCCAACCCUCUGGCCGUCCUCAAGCUGCUGAUGGCCCACUGCAAACGCAUGCAGGACAAGAUGAGAGCCCAGCUCACCGCCGCCGAGAUCAGGCACCGCAGGGUCAUUUCCGACCUUGAAGAAGAGAAGCGCCGUCAUGCACAGGACACCGCACAGGGCGAUGAUGUCACAUACAUGCUGGAAAAAGAGCGGGAGAAACUUCUGCAGCAGCUGGAGUUAGAGCAGGCGCGUCACCAGCAGCUGCAGCAGGAGUGUGACCGGGCCGUCUCCCACGCCCACGAGGAGGCGGAGCGCGCGUCGGACCUCCAGCACCGCCUGCAGCAGGAGUGCAGCGCCGCCGAGAUCCUGCAGGGGGAGCUGGAGGAGCAGAGGGGCCACACGCAGCAGAUAGAGGCCUCGGCAGAGAAGCAGCUGGCCGAGUUCGACACGGAGCGAGAGCAGCUCAGAGCCAAACUCAGGCGAGAGGAACAGCGCAGCAAAGAACUACAGGAACAGCUGGAGUCUCUGAGGAAGGAGCUGCGUGAGCGCGAGGCGGGAGUGAAGGAGAAGGGAGAGAAGGAGCGAGAGAACAAGAAGGAGAAGGAGAACGGAGGAAAAGAGAAAGAGAUCGGCAAACAGAAAGAGAGGGCCGCGGCCACGCCCCCCACCACCACCUCCACCCAGAACCAGACGGAUGGGAAGUCGCCGUUAGCAACCAGAGCCCCUCCCCCGAACCGCCUAAAUGGCCACGCCCCCCAGAGUCCCGUCCAUCAGGAGAACGGAGUGGAGGCGGGGUCUGUGGGCGUGGUUUCAGGGGGUAGACCCGCCUCCCCAGCGAUGACCACACCCAUCCAGAGCCCCACCCCCAGCAGCCCCGCUUCUUCCUCCCUAAGCUCCUCCCCCUGCUCCUCUCCUAUCCUAUCCAAACGCACGUCUCACUCGCACACGCCCCCCUUCUCCCCCGUCUACCAGUCCAGCGUCACCCAGCGCUUCCAGGCGGCGCGCCACAAGUUCCAGUCCCAGGCCGAGAUGGAUCAGCACACACACACACACACACACACACUGUCCCCCCGCGACCUCUCGCCCGUCACCACCCCCACCCCCACCCCCCCGCCAGCGGCCGACAACAACAGCGCGGCCAAGCAGCUGGCCCGGAACACGGUGACGCAGGUGCUGUCGCGCUUCACCAGCCAGCAGGGCGGCGCCAAACACGCCCCCCUCAGCAGCUCGCCCUUCGGCACGGACUACCGCACCCUGGCCACUUCGUCCGCCCCUUCCUCCUCCUCCUCCUCGCCCACCGGCCGCACCCCUGGCCCGCUCUCGCCGGGCAUCAGAUCUCCCGGCAUCCCCCGCUGCGAGAAGGGACACCCGCCACCGGUCCCACCCAAAAGGCCCGGAGCCAGCCAAUCACCGAGCUCGCCUGGACCCUCCCGCUCCAGCCACUUCCCUGAGCUGACAGGUAGCUGUGGCAUGACCAGCACACAAGAGGGCGCCAAAGAGCUGGACCUGGUGGUGUCGUCCUCCAGCUAACGCACACACACACUUAUGAAAACACAACUACACAUACAGGCUAUACACACACACACAUAUGAACACACAACU
Molecule: messenger RNA, 1971 nt
Organism: Clupea harengus (Atlantic herring)
Lineage: Eukaryota; Metazoa; Chordata; Actinopteri; Clupeiformes; Clupeidae
Gene: cttnbp2nlb
Product: CTTNBP2 N-terminal like b
Exons: 7
Coding region: 142-1899 (585 amino acids)
Source: RefSeq, a predicted model, not a curated record